GUUAAAUCCAAGCCCAGCAUCCAUCCAUCCUUCGAGGUUAUCCCCGGAGUACGGAAUAAUUAUCGUCGCCAACCAGACAUGGGAUAGCGCAUUAUCGCUAUUCCUUGAAACCCAUAGAGUUAAUGCAGGUGUUGGCAAGAAUAGCGACGCCUCGCAAUGGAAGGCUCCUAGCAGCUGUAGCUGUUCAAUCUUCUGGGGUAUCAAGUCUCUUUGCGCAACCCGUGUCCAAGUGCAUACGAUGGUCCUCGUCAAACUCAAGAUGGUUACAGCGACAGGGGAAGGACUUUUACGUACGCCAGGCCAAAGUUCAGGAGUAUAAGAGCCGUGCCGCGUUCAAACUACUUAGUAUGGACUCAAAGUAUAAAUUGUUCAAAAGAGGACAGACAGUAAUCGACCUAGGAUAUGCACCAGGUAGCUGGUCUCAGGUCGCCGUGGAGCGCACAAAGCCAAAGGGGCGUGUGAUUGGAAUCGAUAUCAUCCCGGCGCAGCCGCCUAAAGGCGUGUCAACCAUACAAGGCAAUUUCCUCUCUCCAAGUAUUCAACAGCUUGUAAAGGACUACCUCGUCGAGUAUGCACACCAGGCGAGACCAUCCAAACCCGACGAGGAAGAUGUAGAUGACGAUGGUGUUUUUAUGGAUAGGCCGAGCUAUAUCGAUGUCGAACGUGCCGAAUCAUUUGGAUCAGAUCACGAACUAUCCUCCGAGGAUGGCAAGAGACUUGUUGAUGUAGUUCUAAGCGACAUGUCAGAACCUUGGGCACAAACCACCGGAUUUUCGAACAAAACGUUAACCCACGCGUACAGGAUGAUGAACACGAGUGGUAAUCGCUUCCGAGACCAAGCAGGUAGCAUGGACCUCUGCCACGCAGCUCUACAAUUCGCAAGCGAUACGCUCAAAGCUGGCGGUCAUUUCGUCUGUAAAUUUUACCAGGGUUCUGAAGACAAGGAGCUGGAGAAGAAGCUCAGGAAAAUGUUCGACAAGGUCUAUCGCGAGAAGCCGGACUCGUCAAGAAAUGACUCGCCUGAGUUGUAUUUUGUUGCUCUGCGCAGGAAAGGUGACGUCACGCUCUCUGAUAUCGAAGGUCCUUAGACGGCCGAAACUAGGAUUGCUGUGUAUAAUACAUGUAUUAUAUGUGUAUGAAUUUUAAGUUACUCACAUAUAGGCAAUAUUCUAAGGACUUUCGCGUGAA
This is a messenger RNA of Daldinia loculata, 1188 nucleotides long. Its product is annotated as 23S ribosomal RNA methyltransferase. Gene Ontology annotation, biological process: RNA methylation. The record is from RefSeq and is a predicted model, not a curated record. Lineage: Eukaryota; Fungi; Ascomycota; Sordariomycetes; Xylariales; Hypoxylaceae. Gene Ontology annotation, cellular component: mitochondrion. The coding region runs from base 123 to 1088 and encodes 321 amino acids. The transcript is spliced from 7 exons. Gene Ontology annotation, molecular function: rRNA (uridine-2'-O-ribose)-methyltransferase activity.